AUGUUGGAUAAGAAGGAUGAUAUGCGUCCCAAUGGCUCUCAACUAUCACCGAGAAAUGGGAAUAGACUAUCACCACAGCAGCAAAACUUACCCCAUAUAGGGCACCAACAGCAGCAACAACAUCAACAACAUCAACAACAACAACAACAACAGAUCCAACAGGUGGGAAACCAACUCCCGAUCCCUAUACCUAUCCCUCCUCCUCAACAACUUACACUUCACCACCAUCCCCCUCCUCCUGGUCCACCUCAUAUUCAUCAUAGUCCUCCUAUGUUCCAACACCAUCAACAUCAGAUGCCACUCCAACCACUACCACCCGGAUUACCACAGAUGAUGCCUGUACAUAUGAUUCCUCCUCGUCAGAGUGUUGAAAAUAUCAUGAACGAAGGAAUCCCCCGGUAUUCGUAUCAUUCCGGUUCUGAAACAUCGGCACCAUCUACUGUUGAUGCUAAGUCAUCAACGGACAUGUAUCAUCAGGAUUCUGCCAUAAGUAGUAAUAAUGAAGUCAAUACCACUAAUAAUGGAAUAGGUAAUAAUAAUAUUCACAGCAACAAUAGCAGUAGUAAUCUAAAUGGUAAUGGGAAUGGUAACGGUAAUGAUAAUGGUAACGGUGCAAAUAAUAAAAAUGCUAAUUUCAAAGAUGAUGAUACGACUGAUGCUAUGGGUGCGGGUUCAGCAUCUGGUAGAAAGAAAGAUAAAGGGUUCUAUGGGAGAUCGGCUGCGAUUUCCUUUAUGAAGGAGUUAUCUUCCGUUGUAGAUGAAAAUACUCGAGAAGAUGAAGAAAAUGAAAGUGAGAGAAGUUAUAGAUACACUAUGUCUAGAAAUGAUAAGUCUGCUACUACUCGAAAGGCCGAUAUUGUGGUUCCUCCUAGAAGUGUAGCAGAUAAGUAUGUCAAUAACUAUUUUGAAUAUGCUUAUACGUUGUAUCCAUUUGUACAUCGACCCACAUUCAUGAAGGGUUAUGAAGAGAUAUGGUCUAGUGAAAGUGGUACCAAUGAAGUAGAUGAAUUAUUUUAUUCUAUUCUAAAUAUUAUAUUUGCCUUUGGUUGUCGUUUAACUCCAGAGGGUGAGCAACAUGAAUCUACUUCCAAUGCUGAUUUGUACUUUGAAAGAUCACAAGAGUUGUUACGAUUUCAUUUGAUGGAUACUGGGUCGGUAUUAUUAGUUCAAGCUUUAUUAUUAACGGGCCAAUUUUUACAAGCUACCACCAGACUGGCUGGUUGUUGGAAUAUUUUGGGUUUAUCAAUUCGUAUAGCUCAAGGAUUGGGUUUACAUCUGGAUUUGAAUUUAAUUCAAACAAAAAGCUAUAUUGAAAAAGAAAUUCGUAAGCGUUUAUGGCAUGGAUGUUUAUUGAUGGAUAGAAUUGUUUCUAUGACUUUGGGACGUCCCUUAAUGGUGACUGAUGAUCAUAAACUGGAAUUACCUGCAACUGUAGAUGAUGAGUAUAUUACGGAUGAAGCUAUAUUAUAUUCUCCAGUUGGUCAACCUUCAGUACUAAGUUUCUUUUCUGAAACUGUUAAAUUAUAUGAUAUACUUUCAGAAAUACUCCAAACUUUCUAUAAUGAUGAACCAGAUUAUGUGGAUUUAUUUCUUCAUAUUUUUAAGUUUGAGGAGAAGCUUAGUCGAUUCCAUGAGAAUAUACCAGACCAUAUUAAAUAUGGGAUUGAAAUGAAAGAAAAGCCUUAUGAAAGACAGAGUAUUGUCUUACAUAUUCGUUAUUUGCAUCUAAAGAUUAUGCUCUAUCGUCCAGCAUUAUUCCCUAAAAAGAGAGGUAGAACAAAUAGUUCAGAAUUAUAUCUGUCGGCUCAAAAGUCUGUAUCAUUGGUUUGUGUUGAAACUGCUAUAGAACUAAUCAACCUCAUAAAUAAGUUCAGAUCGAGGGAUAUAUUUCUUUUGCCGGCUCAUUGGUAUAAUGUAUUUUAUAUUUAUACUGCUGAAACUGUCUUAUUGGCUGCUAAACUUCAACCAACGUUACCAAAUGAAAUAAAUGUAGAUGUUUUCACUACCACUUGGAGUAUGGGACUUGAUAUUCUUGCUUCCUAUAAGCUUCAAACUGAUUCUGCUGCUCGAUGUUUGAAAGUUUUAGAAAUGAUGGGUGAAAAGGUAAAUUUAGCAGGACGAAAAAUCGCAAGAAAUCAUUUUGAUCCUGUACAAUCUGCUGCUAGUAGCUCUACUAGUAGUAGUCCUUCUCAAGUACCAACAGAUGUACUUUAUUCAUUAUUAUAUGAUACUGCUGGGCCAUUUGGUGGACCAUUCUUCUAUAGGGAUGAUAUGGAGAGAUAUCUCAAUUAG
This is a messenger RNA of Scheffersomyces amazonensis, 2292 nucleotides long. Its product is annotated as fungal specific transcription factor domain-containing protein. The coding region runs from base 1 to 2292 and encodes 763 amino acids. The transcript has a single exon. Gene Ontology annotation, cellular component: nucleus. The record is from RefSeq and is a predicted model, not a curated record. Gene Ontology annotation, biological process: positive regulation of transcription by RNA polymerase II; DNA-templated transcription. NCBI's taxonomy places the organism in Eukaryota, Fungi, Ascomycota, Pichiomycetes, Serinales, Debaryomycetaceae. Gene Ontology annotation, molecular function: zinc ion binding; sequence-specific DNA binding.